CCUCCAUUCAAAGCAGCCAGGAUCCUGUUGUCAGCGAGCCGCUGCAGCAGCCUCUCCGCACCUGCAGCUCCAGCAUCCUCUGCAGGGUCAGUGCUGGCGAGGAACCCCCUUCAACCCCGAAGCCAGAGGCUUUUCACUGACUCCAGGUACUUGAUUUAAGAUCUUCUUCAGAACAACCAUGGAUUCCAAAAUGCUGUUCUGCACAAAGAAAAUAGUAUUGUUCCUCGCGCUGGUAGUAUGGGAGUCAUCAAGGCAAGGCCUGGCAGAUACUUUGGAUGAUGAUGCAAAAAAUAACAUCACUAUCUUUACAAGAAUUUUAGAUCGUCUUUUGGAUGGGUAUGAUAAUCGCCUAAGGCCUGGAUUAGGAGGCCGAGUAACAGAAGUCCACACUGAUAUCUACGUGACAAGCUUUGGCCCUGUUUCUGAUACAGAUAUGGAAUACACAAUAGAUGUGUUUUUUCGUCAAAACUGGCAAGAUGAGAGACUACGAUUCAAAGGACCCAUGCACAUUCUUCGACUAAACAAUCUGAUGGCAAAUAAAAUUUGGACUCCAGACACAUUCUUUCAUAAUGGAAAGAAAUCUAUUGCUCACAAUAUGACAAUGCCAAAUAAGCUUUUAAGAAUUCAAGAUGAUGGAACCCUUUUGUAUACAAUGAGGCUUACAGUCCAAGCUGAAUGUCCAAUGCAUUUGGAGGAUUUUCCCAUGGAUGCUCACGCUUGCCCAUUAAAAUUUGGCAGCUAUGCCUAUACCACCUCAGAAGUAACAUAUGUUUGGACGCGUAAUGCCACAGAGUCAGUUGUGGUGGCACCAGAUGGGUCAAGAUUGAAUCAGUAUGUUCUUUUGGGUCAUUUAGUUGGAAAAGAAACUAUUAAGUCAAGCACAGGGGAAUACACUGUAAUGACUACGCAUUUUCAUUUGAAGAGAAAAAUUGGUUAUUUUGUGAUUCAGACAUACCUCCCCUGCAUUAUGACAGUUAUCUUGUCUCAGGUAUCUUUCUGGCUAAACAGGGAAUCUGUACCAGCAAGGACAGUUUUUGGUGUUACCACUGUUCUUACAAUGACGACACUUAGCAUCAGCGCUAGAAACUCUCUUCCAAAAGUAGCAUAUGCUACAGCGAUGGAUUGGUUCAUUGCUGUUUGCUAUGCUUUUGUGUUUUCAGCAUUGAUAGAAUUCGCCACUGUCAAUUACUUUACUAAAAGAGGAUGGGCUUGGGAUGGGAAAAGUGUUGUCAAUGACAAGAAAAAAGAAAAAGCGUCUGUAAUUAAGAAAAACAAUGCUUAUGCCGUGGCAGUAGCAAAUUACGCUCCCAACAUCACAAAGGAUUCCGCUCUUCCAACAAUAUCAAAAAGCGCUACAGCAGAUGCCAACAAAGCCAAACCACAGGAAGCAAAGAAAACAUUUAACAGCGUUAGUAAAAUCGACAGAAUGUCUAGAAUAGUGUUCCCACUUUUAUUCGGCACAUUUAACUUGGUAUACUGGGCCACCUAUUUGAAUAGGGAACUUGCCAUAGAAGGGCUUGUCCUGUCCAAGUAAAACAAACACCUGCUAACAUAUUAUUAGCAUCUUCAAACAUGGAUAGAUUGUUUUAGUAUGGCUAAUAAUAAGUACUGGUGUGUGAUUCAAUAUGUACAGUAAGUACCUCUAGUGGGAAGAAGCUCUGUUAACUAAAACCAGCUUUGAAUAGCUAGUUCUCAUGUAAUAUAAAAACUUGUCGACAAUGUACUUUCACUUUGGACUAAGGUUUUCAUGUACUUUACAAAGAGUGGUUAACGUUAACAGAAAACAAA
Molecule: messenger RNA, 1788 nt
Organism: Spea bombifrons (plains spadefoot toad)
Lineage: Eukaryota; Metazoa; Chordata; Amphibia; Anura; Pelobatidae
Gene: GABRA2
Product: gamma-aminobutyric acid type A receptor subunit alpha2
Exons: 10
Coding region: 179-1534 (451 amino acids)
Biological process (GO): synaptic transmission, GABAergic; nervous system process; regulation of postsynaptic membrane potential
Cellular component (GO): synapse; postsynapse; neuron projection
Molecular function (GO): GABA-gated chloride ion channel activity; inhibitory extracellular ligand-gated monoatomic ion channel activity; GABA-A receptor activity
Source: RefSeq, a predicted model, not a curated record